CAAGAAAAUGUCCUACAAUGGAAAACAAAGUGCAGAGAAGUGGCAAGACAUCUUGAAGGAGAUACGGUUCUUGCGCAAUCUCCGUCACCCAAACACAGUAACCUAUAGAGGAUGCUACCUCAAGGAAUCUACAGUAUGGUUGGUAAUGGAAUACUGCUUAGGAUCGGCAUCAGACAUCAUAGAAGUUCACCGUCAACCCCUUAGAGAAGAAGAAAUCAGUGCCAUUUGCGAAGGCUGUCUCUCUGGUCUUGCAUAUCUGCAUUCGUUGGGAAAAAUUCACCGUGAUGUCAAAGCUGGAAAUAUUCUACUUACUGAAAAUGGCACUGUAAAACUGGCUGACUUUGGUAGUGCAAGUAUUGCAUCACCAGCUAAUAGUUUUGUUGCACCAUAUUGGAUGGCUCCAGAGGUAAUUCUAGCUAUGGACGAAGGACAAUAUGAUGGAAAGGUAGAUGUGUGGUCCUUAGGCAUCACAUGCAUAGAACUAGCUGAGCGCAAACCGCCCUAUUUCAACAUGAAUGCCAUGAGUGCCUUGUACCACAUCGCCCAAAAUGUUGCCCCCAAAAUGUCCUCCCAGAAUGGUCAAAGGAAUUCCAGCAUUUUGUUGAGUCAUGUCUGCAGAAAGAACCCACCUGAUCGCCCUACCUCUGCUAGGCUUUUGUCGCAUGAAUUUAUUUUGAGACAUCGGUCGUGCCACAUCAUCCUAGAUCUAAUUGCACGUACAAAAAAAGCUGUGCGUGAAUUUGAUAAUCUAAACUAUAGAAAAAUGAAAAAGAUUCUUCUAUAUGAAACGGAAAGUCAGCAAGGUGAUGUUGAAGACUCCACAGAGGAAGAUGCGGCCGGUGGAGACAGCAGCAAGAGUAACAGCAUCACGUCAGAACAGUCGGUCCAGUCAGCCGGGGUCAGUCAGUCAUCCCAGUCCCAGUCAUCCUCAACCAACUCCCUCCAUCACCAUCACUUACUUCACCAUCCUCAUCUCCCAUAUCAGACACCUCAGCCAAUGUUGCAGCAACAGCAUUCGCCAUAUAUAGCUCCUCCAGAAGUGCCACCACAUCAUCACCAUCCGUCACAUCAUCAUCACCAGCAGCCACACUACUCUCCACAGCCACAGCAUCAUCCAUUGUCAUAUCACCACACUCCAACAACGCCUUCAAUCUCACCGUCACCGUCUUCUUCAUCGUUACAAGCAGAUUUAGGUAUACCUAACAAUAAUCACCAUCCAUUAACACCACCAUCAACACACACACAACCAUCAGUCAUUGAUGCUGCAACCAUGUCCACUAUCACUAGCACUAAUGUAACAUCCUCCACCACUCCUACCCUCCUUCUCCAGCUUCCGGGGCAGAAUGCCCCCUCCUCCACCACCACCAACAACAACGCCACCAACAACGCGUCUUCUACCGUCAAGUCGCGCCGUGGACGGCCGAGUGGCAACCUUGGCGACCAGGGAAACAGCAACUUUGCAACCAUAAAGACGACGUCCAUUGUCAGCAAACAGCAAAAGGAGCAUCUUCAGGAGGACAUGCAUGCUGCUAUGUCUGGAUACAAGCGCAUGCGGCAAGAACACCAACGUGCUCAAGCCAAGCUUGAAGAAAAGUGCCGGGUUGAGAUGGAGAACCACAAGCACUUGCUGGAUAAAGAGUACGAGGCGUUACUAACACAGUUUAGUAAAGAACUGGAGAAACUCAGACAGAAACAUGAGAAAGAGCAGGAAAAGAAACUUGACAGCUGCACUGUGGCAGAGAAGAAUUUACAGAAGGACAUCAAUGGUAGACAUGGUAUAGAACUUAAACACUUCCAGUCCCAGUACAAGAAGCAGUACAAGGAGAAUAUAGAAAAAUGGAAGAAAGAACUUUCACAAGAUCCAAAUACUCCCAAAAAACAGAGAGAAGCACAGCUUCAGAGCCAGAAAGAAUACCUUAAAGCUUCGGAACGUCAGGAAGAGCAAAAGUUGGUGCAACAGCAAGGUGAAUAUUUGCAGCUGGAGACUCGCAAGUUCCGUCGACGUGGUCUCUUGGCUUAUUAUGCCAAGGAACAAACACUUCUCAAGGAGGAACUCACAAAGAGAGAGCAGCAGCUCGAAGCAGCGCAUUCCAUGCUUCUAAGGCAUCAUCAGUUAACACAGGAUUUGGAAUACCGACAACAGAGAGCCAUUCAUGCUUUAAAGGAGGAGCAGAUGAAUAAACAACACCAGACGGAAUUGAGUAGUCAACAUGAGUAUAUGAAGAGAGUGGAGAGAGAGCUGAGAAAAAAGCAUGCUUUGCAACAAAAACAACAACCUAAGAGCUUAAAACAAAAAGAGAUAGAAAUACGUCGGCAGUUCAGGGACACUAUCAAUAUACAGCGACAACAGUAUAAGGAGUAUAAAGCACAGAUCUUAUCUAAGACACCUAAAGAUGAACAACGGGCUAUAAUCAAGAGAUUAAAAGAUGAUCAGCGAAGAAAACUAGCCAUGCUUGCUGACCAAUAUGAACAAUCCAUUGCCGAAAUGCUUCAGAGACAGUCUCUUAGGCUGGAUGAGAGUCAGGUAAUAGAGCAGCAGCAGUUAUCAGAGAAGUUGGAUAGAGAAUUAGAAAUGCUUACUGAAUACCAGACCCGCAACCGUCAACACGCAGAGGCCCAGCGUGACCGUGAAAAGCGAGAGCUGGAUGAGAGAGUUGCUCUAAGAAGAACAUUAUUGCAGCAAAAGAUGAGUGAAGAAAUCGCAAGGUUCCAGCGUGAGAAACAGGAAAGGAUACGUCUCAUGCAAGAAAAGCAAGCACGAGAAUUAGAGGAAUUUGAUAAUGAGUCAGUAAGGCUAGGAUUUAGUCCCCUGCAGAUGGUUGAGUCUUCAAGUGAGCGAUGGCCAGAGGAAUUUAAUGUGUCAACAUCCAUGCUUUCCUUAUCCCUCCAACCAAACCAUUGAAUAACUGGUUGAUUCCUAGCUAGCUGUAGGAAAUGUAAACAUUUGACAACCCUGUUCUCUCUAGGCUAUAUUGUUUUCCAUGUAUGAAUAUAAAUUUGAGCUCUUUGUAAUAUGUAAUUAGCCUUAUUUAUGAAAUACUAAUGUCACCUCCAUAUUUAUUUGUUGUAUAUCCAGAUAAUGGUUAGGAUUUCCAAAGUCUGGUCCAUGUAUGGCCGGAAUUUUUCCGUAGAUGCCUGGGCCCCCAAGGUGCUCUCGUGGCCACAAUGCCAGUGUGCUUUAGAUUCCCCUCCCCUGUUAAGAAAGGUUAGAUUGGCAUUUCUAUGAUGAGCAAAAAUGGUUCAGUUUCUAUGAACUUCCAUCUCAUUCGUUGAAAUGGCUGUUGCUUGCAAGAUAUAUAAAAAAGAUCAGAUUUCAUUACUUUGUUGAAUAUGUUAGUAUGCAAAGAAAUGUUUAUUGAUUUCAUGAGAACUAGACUGUUAACAGGGCCAGCUCUUUCUGGUUUAGUGUAUAUACUGUAUAUGAGGAGACCAGUAAAUGUGAGCUUUAGAAAGUGUUACAUAUGAGGAGAGCUUUCUUUAAGCAAAAGAAAUCUAUCUUCACAAAACACUGUCUCAAUCUUGUAUUAACUGUAUGUUAUGGAUAUGUAGGUCUUUUCAUGACAGGACUUCUGAUUCUUCUGGUGAGCUUACAGGCCAAAAAUUCCUUUUUAAGUCAUUAAAUGAAACACAGGAUCUAAAAAAGAAUUUCUGUCAUUCAGUCCUGUAAGCAUUAAUCUGCUUAUUACUUUUUCUUUUUACUAUUACAUAUAUUAAUCACAGUCAUGAUAGAACGUGAUGAAACAAGGUAAUUUAUAGUACUCUACUCUCCAUAUGCUGGCCAAACCCCAAUAAUCAUUCUCUUUGGCACUGGAAGGAAAGCAAAGUCUGAUGGUCUCGGUUGAAAUAGAGAAGCCCUCUUUGCUCAAUAUAUCAUGUAACAAGAUCAGUGACUUUGAGCCAACAAUUUUCUUUUUUUUUUUUCUUUUUUCUUUUUUUUUGUAAGAUUUGAGAAUUGUCAUACACAAAAAUUUUCUUGCAUUAACAUCGUGUUUCUUAGGCUCAUAAAUCGGUGAUCCUGUGUCAUGAAAAUAACCCUCUAGCUUUGUGUGAAUUUGUUGUCAUCAUUCUUUUUGUGGCAUGGUCAGCCAUUAUGAGCUUUUGAGGAACUGCAUAAAAAUGCUCAUAUUAUAUGUAUUUUGUAUAGGAACUUGUAAAGUGGGGGAACAUGCAUCUUUUAAAUGAUCCUCUUCAAGGAGUUCCUCUGUACUAGCUUGGUUCUGGUUUCUCAGACAAGCAUAGCAUGUUGAACAGUUUCCAGGAAGUGUUUCCCUAGUCAGAUGAAGGUGUUGUCCUCAUCAGAAAACUGUUUUUCCAUAGGAAACUUCAUACUUGAAACUUCUCUUUUUUCAUGAGCUUAUCUUUUCCAGUUAUAAGGGGGCAAAAAUAGUGUCAUUGGCAACUUCAUCUCGUUUCCUUUCCAUAUUGGGCCCUUGUACAAAAUUUGAAAAUGUAUUUUAGGCUCAUAGUUGCUGACAUUUUCACAAAUAGGUUGAAUCACUAGCAGUUCUGAUGAUGCUCGUUCCUCACACCUGUAGCAUGUGGACCAUAGUAAUAUUUGUGUCAGCAGCCAAAAGAAAAAGAUAUCUAAUAGGAAUUUUAAAGUGUGGCUUAGCACAAAAUUGACGAAAGCAAGCCACAAGUCAGAAUGAUCUGUAAGAGACUUCAACUUUUGUGUAAGAAUUAAUGCUCUAGCUGUGUUAACAUGGAAGUCCUGUUGGUCAUAUUCGUCCUGUUUGAGUGAAAAAAAGACAAAAGUCACUUCCCUCCUCCUCUCUUUUGUGUAAUCUACAAGUUUUAUUCAACUUUUGUUCAAUGGUUUUGACUUAGGAUACGGACACCAUGGAGAUCGCUAGAUAUUGUGAGGUUUCCAUCACAAAGGGGAGGUGAUGUCAUUCAAGUAUGCUAAGCCACUUGCUUCCCUAAGAAGGCUCUGCUUACAAUGCUUUCACACCCUUGUGUGAAUACUACAAGGGGCAGUAUAUGUGAUGAACCAGCCUGUGCUGGGAAAAUGAGCAUGGAAGCUUUCAUUUCUUUUCUUUUCUUUUAAGACUCUGUUUCUGAAGUUAGUUAACAGUUGGAACCAAACCUUUUACUUCAUGUGUUUGACAUGAAAUGGCACUGAUCACAAAGAUGAAACUUUUCUUGUAGACAUUUGGUAAUUUGCACAUGAAUGUCACAAAGAAAACAAUAUCCUUGACAAUUCGACCCAGUAGCAGCAUUGGUUCACCAGUCGUGAGUCAUGGUUGGCUUCGUGCUGACACUCUCAGCCAUUAGAUAGGCCUAGGCAAGUUGUUUGUAUGUUGCAUCAUUCCAACCUUUUAAUGUGUGAAUGGUUUGUAUAAUUUUUAUCUUUUUUUUAUUAGUAUUGUUCAUCAUUAUUUUUUUAUUAGCCUUUAACUCUCUAGGUAAUGUACCAUUGUUUUGAUGCUCAAGUUUAUAAAGUCUAAAGAGUAUUCAAAUGCUUCCAGUAACAGGAACAUGCACUAAGCUUUCAGUGACAUUUAGAACAUAGUUGUUGGAAGCAAACUCUCUUUUAUGAUAAGACAAAAAAUGAUCACUUCCUACAGCAGGGCAUGUUGGUUGUUUUGUCCAAAAACCUCCUUUAUGUAAUAAAUGCAGGUUUUUGUUCAUCAACUGUUAUUAAAUCUCAAAGUAGAUUCAGCACUUACAUUAAAUUGCAUGCUUGAAUUUCAAACAAGAGAGAGCAGUAUUAAAUCUCAAACUUGGAUUGUUAGUUAGUCAGUGUGUGUGGAUUAUGCAGGUGAACACAUGUGAGUAUGUUUGAGACGGGUAUCCAGUCCCUACAGAAUCAUAAAUUACCAUGUCUAUUUCCCCCCACCCCCCCUAUUCUAAUGUAGAUGAAAGCUGACCAAAAUUUCAAAAAGUGGCAAAUCUCCAGUGUAAUACUUCUUUUAGACAUGUAUUAUGAUCCCAAAGAGAGCAAACAUGCCGGGACGAUCCAGGGUCAUGGAGUAGGUGUACUAGACCCUCACAUGCGUGCAGUUUGUCUAGUUCCCAUCUUGCUCGUUCUUACCUUGACAUAAUUGUUUCAAUUAUCUGUCUUGAAUCUUUAUUGCUUGUACAUUGUAAAAUAUUGUACACAGUAUUUUAUUUACUCGUGAUAUUACCUAUAUCUUCAAUCUGCUGCUGUAUUGAUUAUAGUGAUCAAAGUAUUUCUUUUGAGCUGCAUCUCUAACAUUGGUUUUUAGUUGUCUAAUGUUUCAUAUUGCUAUAUGAAUUUGUUUUCUUUGUUUUGGUUUGUGACGUGACAUAUGUGUAUCAAUGUGUUUUAUAUAGUUGCUUAUAUUGUCUUGCCUUUUUCUUUAGUCUCCAUUUUUAUUAUAGAUAUUAGUGAUGAUUUGUGAUAUUGAAUUUCUGCAAUGGCCAAUUUCAGACUGAGUUUCAUUCAUUUUUAAGGUUCACAGAAAAUACAGUUUCACAGAAGUGGAGACUAAGGCUUACUGUUGAUGUUCUCGUCACAAAAAACAAAUUAUUUGUAACUUCUGUUGCCCCAACUCUACAUGACCGACUCACUGCAUUCAUGUGUUCCAUUUUACAUUGUAGUUAUGGAUGUAGCUUCACAAGGACUUGAGUGGAAGUUACCCCACCUCCAUCCUUUUUUCUUUUCCCACUUGGAUGCCGCAUUCCACAUGUUGUUUCCUAUCCUUUGUAGAAGCUUCAAGUAAAAUAAAUGAAUGUAGUAAUUGUUUCCCAUUUAAAGAAAAAAAAACUUCUUUUCCAUUUUUCCUUUUUGUUUCUUUCUUUUUACUUUUUUCCCCUCACUAAAAUGUGUAUAUAAGAAAUACCAUGUAUGUUGUUAUUAACUUAUUACAAUCACUAAGAAUACCAAACAUCCCACAUCAGAUAUAGUGUAUCAUUAAAUCCAUAUUAUACUUAGUUAUUGAACUAUUAAAGUUACAGUAGUAUUUCACUUAAGAUGUUUAUGAAGCUACCUACUCUUUCUGGUCAGUGGAAUAAAAUAUGAGGUAUGCUGAAAAUAGUAAAGUCUGAUAGAAAGUAAUAACUGUCUACACCAACAAACACUUCUCACCAGCAGGUAAUGACUAUAGGAACAUUCAUAUUUAAACGCUAUCAGUUUACCUCACAAUUAUAGCUGAAUCCUGUCAUGUUCUGCAGUGUUGAAUCUUUAACAUAUUGUUUUAUCGUGUAUUUCUUUGCUAAAUACUUCAUGAAAAGGAGAUGUUUUAAAGAUUUUCAUAUGGUCUUCAUUUAGGUCUUCUUCUCUUUUUGCCUUCUUUAUUUACCCUCUUUUUUUAUCAUAUUUGCCUGAAUGUAAUUUCUUUCGGUGUAGCUAAAUAUCUUGGUUUGUAACUUAUGAUUACUAUUUCUCACAUGCCCUUACUUGCCAUGAUGUACAUACCCUGUCAAGUCCAAUAGCACUUAUCCCCUAUUUGUUUGAAUUGCCUGUAUUUACCAUAUCUUUAAAUCUAUCCAUCAGAAUUAUAUAUAUAAAAUGCUUUAUAUAUACUUUCUUGCAUACCAAAAGAAAAAAACCUUUCUGCUCCUCCCACCUUUCCUCCUUGUUUUCUUUUUUUUCCUUCUUGUUUUAACCAUGUGAACUCUGCUGUAGUUCUUAUCCCUCUCCUACCUCUCCUCCCCAUUCUUAUUCAAAGUUCACAUCUUUACCAUGUUGUAGAUUCAUCCUUCAUGUUCCUUAACCUUUUACAAUUUCAUGAUCUAAGGAAAUAAAAAGAAAGUCAUAAGUAUUAGCGGCGUUACAAACAUGUGGUAUGAUCCUGGCAUAUCAAGAUUGCAUUUACCAGCCACCAUGAUGGAUAUAUGGCAUUCGACUGUAUACUUCUACAUGGACACUUCAUUUCAGCAUACAAAUGGAUUAAGAGGAAAUCUUGUAAUUGUAAGAAGUGCAAUCCUAUCACCAUUCAUGACCUUGGGUCCAUUCCCCAAGCCUCCUCAGAAAUGGGAUGGUCGUGCAAAGUUUACAGUCGGAUAAUUCCUCACAUUCGUACUUGUGAAUUCCACUAUAAUUCAGAUAAGUGAGGAUGCAUUUUUGUAUGGGUCUCUGUGUUUGUAAUGUUAAAAAUUCUGUGUCUGUAUAUAUUAUAAGAAAAUACAUGAUGCUUCCAAAA
Messenger RNA from Penaeus vannamei (Pacific white shrimp), 8108 nucleotides. It is a transcript of the gene Tao, whose product is annotated as Serine/threonine-protein kinase Tao. Gene Ontology annotation, cellular component: cytoplasm. Gene Ontology annotation, molecular function: ATP binding; protein serine/threonine kinase activity. Gene Ontology annotation, biological process: protein phosphorylation. NCBI's taxonomy places the organism in Eukaryota, Metazoa, Arthropoda, Malacostraca, Decapoda, Penaeidae. The record is from RefSeq and is a predicted model, not a curated record.